This is a messenger RNA of Cottoperca gobio, 4713 nucleotides long. RefSeq names its product collagen, type VI, alpha 1 (gene col6a1). Lineage: Eukaryota; Metazoa; Chordata; Actinopteri; Perciformes; Bovichtidae. The transcript is spliced from 35 exons. The coding region runs from base 213 to 3239 and encodes 1008 amino acids. The record is from RefSeq and is a predicted model, not a curated record.
CUCCUCCUCCUCCUCCUCCUCUCCCUCCGGUGCGCUCUGGUCCUCCUCUGCGCGCUCUGUGUCUCGCCUCGGACAAACUGCGGCGGAACGCUGGAUAACCAAAAGUUUGCCGAAUCGGCUUAGAAGUACCCGGUUUGGGGCCGGAGUGGUUCGGUGUUUGCUUUUCUCGGGAUUGGUUUGUUGUGUCUUUUUAGUUUUUUUGCAGUUUAACCAUGGAGACUCUCAGAGGUCUCCUCGCGCUGCUCUGCGUUGUCCUGGUCGGAGCGCAAACGCAGAUCCAAAAAAAAAAGUUUGCGGAUUGUCCGGUUGACCUUUUCUUUGUACUGGAUACAUCUGAGAGUGUCGCCCUCAGACAGAAACCUCCCAACUUUUAUAUUGACCAGAUCAUAAACUUCACCAUUACCUUCAUAGAUGAACUCAAGGAAAUGAACCACCAGUGUGACCGCGUCCUGACGUGGAACUCAGGAGCACUGCACUACAGUGACGAUGUCAAACUUGUGCGACAGCUGAGUGACUUGAGAACUCAGCGUGAUGCCCUGAAGGCUAACAUCAAGGGCAUCGACUACAUCGGCAAGGGCACUUAUACUGACUGUGCCAUCAAGAAGGGCCUUGCUGAGCUGCUCAUUGCGGGCUCCCACUACCAUGAGAACAAGUACAUUGUGGUAGUGACCGAUGGCCAUCCUAUUACUGGUUACAAAGAGCCAUGUGGAGGCGUGCAGGAGGCUGCUAAUGAAGCCAGGCAAAAUGGAGUCAAAGUGUUCGCUGUCGCCAUCUCACCUGACCAGGAGGACACCAGGCUGUCACUCAUUGCCACAAAUCCAAACUACAGACAAAACUUCACUGCUGCAGACGACACCAGAUCCACUAAGAUGCAAACCAUUCGAACCAUCAUUGAUAUGAUCACAAACGAGACAAAGGAUAUGUGUUGCUCUUUCGACUGCAAUGCUCCAGGAGGGCCUAAAGGACCAAACGGAGAUCUUGGCUCUAAGGGAGAAACAGGUCGACCAGGGAUGCCUGGAGAGAAAGGAGAUAUUGGUGCCAUGGGCAGCGUUGGAGAUCCUGGUCCAGUUGGUUACACUGGAAUGAAGGGAGACCGUGGUGGCAAGGGAGGAAAGGGUGACAGAGGACACAAAGGCUUCAAGGGAGACAAAGGUCAAAGUGGAAAUGAUGGAAUCGAUGGCCGCAAGGGUGAGGAUGGUUUCUCUGGUCUUCCCGGCUGUAAAGGAUCUCCCGGAUCAGACGGCCUGCAGGGAGAGUCUGGACCAAAGGGAGACUCCGGUCCUUAUGGACUGAAAGGAGGAAACGGAGAUCCUGGAAAAGAUGGUGAACCAGGAAGGCCUGGAAACUACGGUCCACUGGGACCUGCGGGUGUGGCGGGCCCUCGCGGAAACAACGGGGACAAAGGAGAGCGCGGCGACGAUGGUGCACCUGGACAGGAUGGAAAUCGCGGCGAGACCGGACAAUUUGGAGAGAAGGGCGAGCAAGGUUCCCGUGGAAACAGAGGCCGUAGAGGAGAAUUGGGGGAGCCAGGACCCCGUGGAGAGCAGGGGCGGGAGGGCUCAUCUGGCUCCAAUGGAGACCCUGGUGUGCCUGGCAGGGACGGGUCUCCUGGCUACAGAGGAGAUGAAGGCGCACCUGGACCAGAAGGAGCCAAAGGACCGAGAGGAAUCAAAGGAGCUCCGGGAGACAGAGGCCAGAUUGGGGAGAGAGGAGAAGAUGGUGUGGCAGGAAAUGGCACUGCAGGUUGUCCUGGUUUCCAGGGUUAUCCUGGGCCCCGCGGAGACGCUGGUGAGCCGGGUGGCAAGGGAACCCCUGGACCCAAAGGAGAUGAUGGAGAUGCCGGAGAUCCAGGCCCCGAUAACACCGAACCAGGACCUGCAGGAGCUAAGGGGGCCAAAGGUCACAGAGGACCCGAGGGCAGACCGGGACCUGACGGGCCUCCUGGACCACCAGGAACUGAUGAAUGUGAGAUUCUGGAUAUCAUCAUGAAGCUCUGCUCUUGUUGUGAGUGUAAGUGUGCACCGAUGGACCUGGCGUUCAUUGUGGACAGCUCAGAGAGUAUCGGUGCCACAAACUUUGCUCUCGCCAAAGACUUUAUCAUCUCAAUCAUUGACAGACUGUCCAAAGACCAGCAACUCAAGUUUGCAGGUAAUGAGUCCGGCUUGAGUGUAGUCCAGUACAGCGGAUCACAAGCCCAAGAAGUUGUCCGACUGAGACCCGGCUUCGGCCUCACCGCAUUUAAACAGACAGUGAGAGACUUGAAAUGGCUGGCUGAGGCCACGUACACAGGCGAGGCCCUUGAUUUUGCUCUGUCCAACACAAUCAACCUUAUGACGCACGACAACAAAAUCGUCAUCGUUCUCACAGACGGACGUUCUGAUAUUUCCAGGGACAAGGUUCCCCUCAACGUACUCUGUGGGAAACAACUCCGGGUGGGUGGGCUAGGAGUGAAGGACUACUCCGGCCGCGAGCCCAACCACGAGCAGCUUGGGGAAUUGGUUUGUAAGAGUGAUCCCAAACCAGGCUUUUCCUUUGUCCUGGACAACUACGCCGAGCUGCUGGAUGACUCUUUCCUGCAGAACCUCACAUCCAGAAUCUGUGAAGAAAAGAGGUGCCCAGACUACAAAUGUCCCAUCUCUUUCUCUGAAAGUGCCGAUAUUUUGGUUAUGAUGGACAGCUCGGCCAGUGUGGGCCAGAAGAACUUCGAGACCAGCAAGACCUUUGUCACCCGCUUGGCCGAGCGUUUUCUGACUGGCGAGAGGAAGAGAGGUGCCACUGUCAAAGUGGGUGUGGCCCAGUACAGCCGAAACUCCCGCAUGGAGCAGGCGCCAACUGCCAAUUUGACCAUGUUGACCUAUCAAACUGAACAGGCGGCCUUCCAGAAUGACGGCACCAACGUGUUAGAGGCCAUGGAAUUUGCUAUUAAGAAUUUGCGUGGCCGCGGGGAUGCAUCGGGAGGCAAGAAGAAGCUGGUGCUGUUCUCUGACGGCAGGUCUCAGUCCGUUACCGGGCCCCUGCUGGAGGAGCGUGCUCGUGAGGUGGCAGAAGCCGGGGUGGAGCUCUUUGUCAUCACCGUAGGCAGCCAAGUCAAUGAGGCCAACUUGCGCACGCUAGUGAGCAGGGGGCGGCAAGACGACAUCUCCUACGCCCAGCGCCACCUGUUCCGAGUCCCAGACUACGCCUCUCUGCUCCGCGGGGUCUUCCACCAAACCGUCUCCCGCAGGGUGUCCAUGCCCUGAGUGCAGGGGCCCCGAACAACAGGACCAACACGCUUUAUUUUUAGUCCCAAUAUGAAUAUUCAUUCUCACUCAUCAACCAUACACUGUGUUCGAGUAUGUCACAUGGCAGACGAACAAAAAUGUCUUCAUGAAAUUUUGUCUGGACUAUUUUACCCUGAGGUGAGCCUUCAAGGCUGUGUACAAUUUCCACCUCCUAUACUGAGAAGUCUAUAACCAAAGUGGUGCUAACCUAAACAACAACUUUUAGAGUUUACUGUUACAAGUACACAAUUUGGAGGUGCUGUCUGGCAGGCAAAGUUCAGGGUAAAGAAGUCCCAAGUCACAAGGGGUUGCUCUGGUCCAUCAGUAAUGGCCACAACUUAACUAAAUAUUUUACUUUAAAUGCAUUGAGCUGAUUUCCACUCAGGUAUUUUGCAUCCCUGCAUCACUUUAAGCUAGUCUGAACCCGUGCUCGGACUUGCUAUAACUAACUAGUGUAAGUUAAAAAUAUCUCAUCAAGGCAACACUCUCUUGUCUCUCCAGGACUGGAGCUCCAGCCAUUUGAAGGAUCUGUGUGUUUUUUUUUUUUUUUUUAUAUAUGGACUCAUUUUUGUAGCUCUAUCCACUCUUUCAAGUGGUGUCUGAUAUGUGGUGUCACAACUUUGCUACUAUGCAAACCAACCACAGCUGUGGAUUGAAAACAUACAAAUGAUUUGUUGUAACUAAAUGAUUAUUAAUCUGGAAUGUCAGGCGCAUGAUUGGCCAGUCAACUUUAUUUUAGGUUUUUCCCCCGAUAUAACAUACUGAAAAGGACAUUUGGAAAAGCCAUGAAUUAUUCCAAACUUGGUGAAAACUCACAUCCAAACUCACUUGAAAGCUCUAUUAGAUCACCAAACCUACAGGGAAAACAGGACAUGACAUCAGGCAGACACUUCACCUGGUACUAAUGAGGACACGACCGCUGGAUUCAACAUGUGUGGUUCUGCCGAGUGAGUGUAGCUGUAUGUGUGUGUGAGCACGUCUGUGUGAUCAUCAAUUAUAUAUGUGAGUGAAGGUGAUUUUUUUAUGUGUAGCCUUGGGCGAUUGUUCCAUAAACAGUUAUGCUGAGGUCACUGGUUCAAAUGACAGAUUGACAGAAACCUGUUCAGAGAGGCCUCUGUCAAACACACACACACACACAUACACACACCGUGGUGCUUCAUCAGUGAGGUAGGAAAACAUCUGUUGUGGUUGAAGGCUGGAAAAGAAACCCAAUGGGACUCGUACUGUGAGCCCCUCACACCCACAUACACACAUAGAUCCCCUCAACUGUUAUGUUGCACACCUUCAGUUGUGUUGUCGUCAGUGGCCGAGAGCCACUGCACUGUUGUUAUUAUCUGUGGUGCUAUUAGUCUCAGUGUAUCAACCCAUGUUGUUAAAGAAGAUAUUUUCACCUGAGGUUACAAAACCUCAGUACUGUUGCAAGAGCUCCUUCAAUAAAGCUUGCUACACCAAA